CACGAACAUUGUGAACGCACUCAGUGUUUGAACGUAUCCAUUUUUCUUUAUAAUGUUUAUACAUCGUUGUGAGUUGUCAUUAAUGACAGCUGUUCGCCAUUUUUUUUUCUAUCUAUCUCUGAUUGAAUAUUUUGGAAGGAACAAUACAAUCAUAAACGUUCACAUUGUUUACGAGCUACGACGUAUAUCAUUCAAUACUCAAUUGAAAUUUGUUCGUAAUUUGUCAAAUUUAAUGGUUUAACUUAACGUUUUAAGUGAUUAAAUUGGUGGAAGAUUCGGUGGCGAGUUAAAUAAAAAUAAAAAUCAUGUCGCUUUCGUCGACGCCUCGUGUGCCUGUAUCGCAAUUGUUGAGCGAUGCAGCCAACAACGAAGAAGAGCCAAAGAAAAAGUCCAGAGAAGAUUGGCGUAAAGCAAAAGAAUUAGAAGAAGCCCGUAAAGCUGGUACAGCACCAGCUGCUGUUGAUGAAGAGGGUCGAGAUAUUAAUCCACACAUUCCGCAAUAUAUUUCAAAUGCACCAUGGUAUUACAAUGCAAGUGGUCCAACAUUGAAACAUCAACGGCCACAAGAUGAGAAGGAAACGGGUGUGUCUGGCAUUAAUGAUUGGUAUCAUCGUGGUGUGAAUACAAGUAAAGUCAUAACGAAAUUUCGAAAAGGAGCGUGUGACAAUUGCGGUGCCAUGACGCACAAGAAAAAAGAUUGCUUUGAACGACCGCGUAAAAUUGGUGCUAAAUACACUGGCAACGUUGUUGCUCACGAUGAAUUCGUUCAACCAAAUAUCGUAACCGAUUAUGAUGGCAAACGUGACCGAUGGAGUGGCUAUGAUCCGGCAGCACAUCGUGAAAUUAUCGAAGAAUAUCAGAAAGUUGAAGAAGCUAAACAAAAAUUAAAAGCCGAAAAACUUAAGGAUCCAACCAAUUCAGAAUCGGGCGGCAUCGAUGACGAUGAUGAUGAUGAUGAGGAAGAAGAUGGUGAUAAAUAUGCGGACGGAGCUGAUAUGCCGGGUACGAAAGUCGAUUCAAAACAACGAAUUACAGUGAGAAAUCUUCGUAUUCGUGAAGAUACCGCUAAAUAUUUGCGCAAUUUAGAUCCAAAUUCAGCGUACUACGAUCCAAAAACAAGAUCAAUGCGUGAUAAUCCAAAUCCACAAAAAGACGCAAAUGAACUUGAAUUUGCUGGCGAGAAUUUUGUUCGAUACAGCGGUGAUACAAAUAAACAUGCGACAGCACAAUUAUUUGCAUGGGAAGCACAUGGUAAAGGUGUUGAUGUUCAUUUACUUGCCGAACCGACAAAAUUGGAGAUGCUUCAACAAGAAUACGAUAAAAAGAAAGAAGAAUUUAAGUCCAAGACGAAGGAUACGGUUCUCGGUCGAUACGGUGGCGAAGAGCAUUUACAAGCACCACCAAAAUCAUUGUUGCUCGCUCAAACUGAAGAAUACGUUGAAUAUUCACGAACAGGCAAAGUGCUAAAGGGUCAAGAGAAACAGGCAAAUCGUAGCCGAUAUGAAGAAGAUGUUUAUUUAAAUAAUCAUACGAGCGUUUUUGGUUCUUAUUGGCGUGAUUUUGCAUGGGGAUACAAGUGUUGUCAUUCAUUUGUUAAAAAUUCAUAUUGCGUGGGUGAAAAUGGAAAACAAACAUCAACAGUUGCAAUGCCAUCAACUUCAUAUGAUCACUUUGAACGAAGAUCGGCCGAUGAAUCUGAUAAUGAACACGAAGAUGAAGAACAGUCGAAGCGACGAGACGAUGACAGUGACUCAUCGCAAUCAGAUGAAAGUAUCGAAGAACAAAGAUCGAAAAAGAAAAAGAAGAAAAACAAAAAGAAGAAGAAGAAGAAGUCAAGAAAUAAGGACAAAGAAAAAACCGAUUUGGAAAAGGCUUUAGAAGCUGAAGAGAAAAAUAAUGCAAUGGCCACCCAUUUAUUGGAAAUGGAUGAACGUAAACGACCAUUUAAUAGCAUGUACGAAGUGAAAAAACCAACCGACGAAGAAGUCGAAGCCUAUCUAAUGAAGCGACGGCGAGAUGAAGAUCCGAUGGCAGCCUUUAUGGAUAAAUAAAUACGCUUGUUUUUAGUCUUAUUUUCAAAAAUUCAAUCAAUUGUAAUUACAAACGGACAGAAUUACAAAAAAUAAUAAAACUGAUCAAUCUAA
Contarinia nasturtii (swede midge) is the source of this 2144-nucleotide messenger RNA. It is a transcript of the gene Slu7, whose product is annotated as pre-mRNA-splicing factor Slu7. The coding region runs from base 306 to 2051 and encodes 581 amino acids. The record is from RefSeq and is a predicted model, not a curated record. NCBI's taxonomy places the organism in Eukaryota, Metazoa, Arthropoda, Insecta, Diptera, Cecidomyiidae. Gene Ontology annotation, cellular component: spliceosomal complex. Gene Ontology annotation, molecular function: pre-mRNA 3'-splice site binding. Gene Ontology annotation, biological process: mRNA splicing, via spliceosome. The transcript has a single exon.